This is a messenger RNA of Plasmodium gonderi, 8229 nucleotides long. RefSeq lists its product as hypothetical. Bases 1 to 8229 code for a protein of 2742 amino acids. The transcript is spliced from 2 exons. The record is from RefSeq and is a predicted model, not a curated record. Gene Ontology annotation, cellular component: cytoplasm. Gene Ontology annotation, molecular function: protein binding. NCBI's taxonomy places the organism in Eukaryota, Apicomplexa, Aconoidasida, Haemosporida, Plasmodiidae.
AUGAAUGAGGAUUUAAAAUUAGGAUCCAUUAUAUGGCCAAACUUUACAUCCCCUUUUAGUAUUUCAUGUUACGCAAUCAGUGAGAGUUGUACCGUUCUAUCUGUUGGUAGUUAUGAGGGAAGCAUUAUUUUGUUUAAAGUGGAUCAGAAUGAGAAUGGUACCAAUAAUGACAUUACUUCGAAGUUUGACAAGGCUGACAAGAUUGACAAGUUUGAUAAGUUUGAGAUAACUGCAAACACUGAUAACAUCAGUAGAGGUGGUGUAAGUUGUGAAAGUGCUAGCUUUCCAGGUUCUAAUGAAACAAUCGGAACGUGCAGAAACAAUGAAGGAAUGACACAUGUCCCCACUGAUGGAAUACACAAAGAUGAGUUUAAAAAAAAUUUAGGAUAUAAUGGCCUUAUCAGUGUUCAGAAUAUACGUCAGGGGAAUAAGGAUGGGAGUAAUAAAACCUUGAUGAGUAACAAAUGUGUUGGUAGAAAUGACAUGGAUGAAAUGGAUAAUCUGAGAAACACGAAUGAAGAAGAUAAACAUGUUGAGAAGGAGACAGGCAAAAAAAAACAGAUCAAUGUUGAUGGAACCAGUGCAUAUUAUUACUGUCAGAGGAACGGCAGCCCGAGGAGGAGCAGCUCAAGAAGGAACAACCCGAGGAAUAACCCGAGGAAUAACCCGAGGAAUAACCCAUCUAAUCGAAUAAACCUUCUUCCAUACUGUGUGUUGUUAAACAACAACAACAACACAUGCAAUAACAGCAUCGUGCAGUUAUGUUUUGGAUUGUCAUGUUCAUCUCUGAUCGAAUGCAUAUCAAAAGAAAUUUUAAUUUCACUUCAUUUAGAUAACUCCAUAUGUUUCUGGUCCCUGGAUGAGGGAAGAUGUUUUCGCGUUGUAAAAAAUUUCGAUUUUUUUAUUUACAAUUUAAGGAUUUUACCAGACAGGAGAUUUUUACUUUUGUGUGGUGAUAAGAAAGUUCUACUAAUGGAUCUGUGGGGUAAUAAAAGCAAAGAGAUAAUUGCUCAUUUGAUUUUAGAUAAUUAUAUAAAAAGAAAGAAUCAUAAAGAUGAUGAUGAUGAUGCUGAUGUAGAUAGUGAAAAAAAUGGAUAUAUAAAUGGAAUUUCUACUGGGAUUCUAAGUUCAAACCAAAGUAAUACAAUUAAUUGUGUUUCUUCUAAUCAGAAUUACUUCAUUGGAGAUUCUCAUGAUAGACAUCAUUCAUCUUCUUCAAGUUCGGAAAAUUGGAAUGAAAUGAAGUUUAUGCAUAGAAGGAAUGGUAUUAUAGAUGAUACAGCAGGUUGGGGAAGCGAAAGAAAAAAUUUUAUAAAUAUAGCAGAAAAAGAGAGUGAACUAGUGGAGGGAGAUGCGUUGGAAAGGCAAGAAAAAGAAGCAGCUGAUAUAAAAAGUUUUUUUAAAAAAACCUACACAAGAGGGAUAAGUACAAAUUUUCACAGUACUAGUGAUAGUUGUGGUACUAGCGGUGCUAGCAUUGAUAGUGGAGGCAAUAGUUCCCAUAGUAACAGUAAAGCAAAAGAUGGUAUUAACAAACGAGGGUGGAAUAAUUAUGCAUUACAUAAAGAAGAUGACAAUUUUGGAGAAAAGAAGAGAGAAAAGCUUAAGAAGAAAAGGAGUACUAGUUUGGAUCAGGUAAGAAUUUGCUGCAUUGCAACAGGACAAGUUCCAUAUCUAAAAGAAGGUAAUCAACGAUCCCUCAUUCAAUGCUUUAAAAUAUUGAAGAAAAAAUUAUACAGCACAUAUGAGAAAAAGGAAAGCUCCCAAAAAGUGUUACUACAGAAUAACAAUGUAGAUAUGAAUGGUAAUAACUCUGUAUCAUAUCAAAAUGAAGAAUAUAUGAAAAUGAAACAAGAGGAAGUAAAUAAGAAACUAAAUAAUUUAUUUAACUGUCCUGUAAUUAUUGUUGCUUCGUUAAGUAAUGGUGAUAUUAUUUGUUGGGAUUUGACAGAUUUUUUAAAUUUUUACAAAGGGAAAUGCAGAUUUGUCAUAAGAAUAGAAAAAACAGAACUUGAUUUAUACAAUGAAAUUGUAAAUGAAAUUACUGAAAAUUGUAUAAUGGAUGAAUUAUUAAAAAGAAAAAUAAUACAAACAUCACAUGACGUGAAUAUAAAAUCUAAUGAAAGAUCUUUGAAAAAUGAACCUAUUUUUGAAGAACAUAAUGGAUUGUAUACUAUUGAACCCAAUUUGAUUUCUAAUUUGACACCAUCGGAAAAUUUUUUAGAAAUAGCUACUAAUGGAAAUUCAAGUCACAUAGGAGUUAUAGAUAGCUAUAUUAUCAUUCUUCAGAAAACACGAUUAAUUAUAUAUGAAAAGAAGGAUUGUUCUUCUCAUUUUAUUCCACUUAUGGAUUUGUUUUGUCCAGAUUAUCACCACAAUUUGCAUAAGAAGAAAAGGAAAAAUCCGCAUUGGGUUGGCAUACAGAUCGUGAGACGAACAUGCAGAAACAAUGGAGCAAAAAGUAAAUCAUUUAACAUGAUGCAGAUGUUAUCAAAGAAUGUAUGUGGAUAUGUAAUUGCUUGGACUACGGAAGGUAAUUUUUAUAGUUAUACAUUACCACUAAAAUUUUCUAGUUUGUUUUUAUCUUUUCAAUCAAAUAUAAAAUCAUUUUUUUUGAUGAGGAUUCGGAAGAAAUAUUUGGGUUCUAAUAAAACUCCUAUUCCAAUAGUACUUUACAAGGAACGCAUAAAUAAUAAAAAUGGAUUGAUGGAAGAUGGAGAAGUAAAUAGAAUAAGUAAUCACAAUGAAUGUGGAAGUAAUUAUAACAAUAGUAACAAAUAUGUGAUAAAAAUAAAUGAUAGUACAGAAAUGUCUUCAAAUUAUUUGAAGAGUAAUUUUUCUAUGGAAUCCCAGAAAUCGAAAAAUAAUUCAAAUGACAAUUUUGUUAAUUUUAAAACAAUAUGUAGUGAAAAUUUAAAUUCUUUAAAAAGUAACAUGAUAUUUGAAAACACAAGAGUAAGUAAAGAUAAUCUGAACAAAUCUGAUUUAAAUAAAUAUCCCAAAAGUAAGGAAGAUUUAUUAUUCUUUUUUAUCAACAGAAAAUAUGCCCAUAGAGUAGUCCUCUAUGAAUGCUUGCACAAUACAUGGUUUAAGACAACCGAAUUGGAAAAGGUAUGGCUUCUUCCCAAGAAGAAAAAAUUAAUACAAGAAAUUAAUCAAAUGAAAGAAAGAAAUAGUGGUGUUAUCAUAACAGGAAGAGAAAAUGAAAAAGGUAGAUGUAGCAAUAAAAACAGUAGAGAGUUUUAUUGGGAUCCAUUUGAAUGGCUAACUAUGGAACAUGUCAUUUCCCCAAGUGUUCGUAGAUGCAGUGAUCUUCUUUCUGAUAUGCUUCAUGAAAAAAUACUAAUGAGAAAGAGAAGUAUACAAGAUGAUGAACAUAUGGAAAGAGGAAAAAAUAUUGUCACGUACGCAAUGGCAGAACGGAAUUUGAACAUAUACAUUUUUAUAAGUUUCAGGAAUGGUCAUGUAAUAUGUGUUCUAAUUAAUUCAUUUGGAAAAUUUCCUCGUUUUAAGUUAUGGGAUUCAAAAGAGGAACAAUUAAAAGUAUCUGGUCAUAAAUUUAUUUAUGAAUUACCCAUUCCAAAUUGCUUGUUGAAGAAAAAAGUAUUCAUAACAGCCCUGUAUCAUGUGAAAUGUUACUUAUUGGGUGGAUCGAGCAAUGGAGACAUUUUAAUAUGGAAUAUAGGAACUUUUAAAUUAAUAAAAUUUAUAAGGUCUUGCCAUUUUAACUAUGUUCGCAGUAUUCAUAGUGUUAUCGAGGAGAGUGGUACGAGAAAAGAGAAUAUAACAGAUGAAUACAAUCAUCAUAAGAUGGAAUCCAUGUGGGUUCUAACAUGUGAUGCCAGUAAUAGUUUAAUUUUGAUAAAUUUGAACGAAAGCAAUUGUGAAGAGAAGAAAAUUUCAAAUAUAUUUUGUAAAAAUGAUGGAUAUAAGAUAGCUAUUACAACAGAUGAUGAAUCUAUAGAAAAAAAAGAAUUAGAGGAUCGAAAAAGAAAAAGAAAAAAAAAAAUUAUUUUUCUAAAUUAUAUGAGAUCUUUUUUAAAAAGAAAGAACUUAUAUAAGAACAAAAAUAAAGCAGAAGAAAAUAAACAAAGCUUAUUGCACAUGUUAAAAAUAAAGAAAGAUUUAAAAAUGAAGUUAUUAAAAAAUUCCUAUUAUCCUACAUUCCCCAGUAAUAAUAAAUCCAUUCGUAAUUCAAAAAUGGACUAUUUGAAAUUAAAAAAAAUGAUACACAAAAUAAAAAGGAAAGGAAAUCAAGCAGAUGUAAAAAAUAUAAUUAAUGUAUGUCUCUAUUGUUCUUUUAAAAAAUUAGAAAAAAAAAAUGAAAUCAAUUUUAAGUUAAUAAAUCACGUGUACAUAAAUACAUUUUCUUCCUUGCUUUACAUCACCUCGUUAAACAAUUUCGUCUUCAUAUAUAAUUAUAGAAACGGAAAAUUUUUAAGAUCUCUCUAUGACUCAGACUUUGUAUCCAUGUCGGUCAUUCCUACAGAGACAUGUCACAUGAAACUGGGAGUAAACCUUACUUCAGUUCACGUUUUAAAUAAGAUACGAAGGUGUGUAAGCUAUGGAGGAAUCGACACGAGAAAUUGCACGAGAAGUGACAUGUACAAUGACAAUAGUAGUGAUAUAAGCAACAAGUGUUAUAACAUGAAAAGGGCAGCAAUCAAUAUAAUCCCUCAAGGGAAAAUAAAAAAUGAGGAACAUGGAGAAGAAAUAAAUCAAUUGGCAAAAGGUGAAAAUGAAAUUAUUGAAGAAUGUUACUACUCUGCAAGAAAGAAGGAAAAGAAUAAACAUACAAAAUUGACGAGAAGUAUGAACGAAAAAAAUUAUAAUAGCUAUAUUGUGAAGAGUACAAUACCAGUUAUAAGCUUCGUAUUGUUUAGAGAUAAGAAUUUAUCAAAAAAAGCUUUCCCUUUAACUAAAUUUUUAUUUCCUUUUUUUUUGCCUCCUAAAUGUGUACAUCUAUGUAAAGAGGCAUUUCCAUUUCUUGUAAGUUUUCCAUCGAUCCCGUUUUCAUUAUGUAUUCAUGGUAAAGAAUCAACCCUUUCAACUUUGAUUCCCUUUUCAACACAAAUAUAUUACUUUUCAAAAAUGCAUUCAAUUAAACAUGGUAGAUAUGAAGGAAAUAUGUACAUUACCAUUAGUGGUAAAAGGAGAGAUGAACGCAAAAUUCAAGAAAAAAAGAAAAAAGAAAAAUUUAUUUUGGAUUCUUUACACUUAGAUCAACCAUAUAUAUAUAAUGGAAAAUUUAAAAAAAACAUUUUUUUAAGUGAUAAAUAUAAGAAGAAGUAUAUAAUGCUGGGAUUAAAAAUGGGCAGUUUAAAGAGAAGAUGUAUUGAUUUUAUGCAAUUUUCAGAAUAUAAAAAUUUGCAAAUGGAUAGAGAUGACCAAUGUUGCCGUAGUGUAACCAAUUUGGAUGAACCUACAUGUUUGAGAACAGACCCGAAUUGUAUACGGGGAGCAGAUGGAAAAGGAAAGAAAACUGAGAAUUUUAUUAAUCACACAGAGGGAGAAAAGAAAACUGAGAAUUUUAUUAAUCACACAGAGGGAGAAAAGAAAACUGAGAAUUUUAUUAAUCACCCAGAGGGAGAAAAGAAAACUGAGAGUUUUAUUAAUCACACAGAGGGAGAAGAAAAAACUACACAGACAAAGGUUAAUGAUGUUUUAUCAAAUUCCAGCUGUGUUUGGAAUACCGUUGGAGUGUCUAAAAUAAGGCUCAGGAACCGAACAAAGAGGAAAAAGUAUCACAUGCUACAGUAUAACUAUUACAAAGAUUUAGGGGUUAGGAAGAGGAACAGCAGGGAGAGAAUAGAAAGUUCGAUACAAUGGUUCUUGAAAUAUUCUGAUGAUGACAGUUCGAAUUAUUCUUCAGACAAAUCCAGCAUAUAUUUGUAUGUCAAAAAAAGUUGUAUUCAGCAGUAUCCAGAUGAGAAACGGGUUCAGGAUAUGCAUGAACAACAUCGUAAUAGGAACUUUCGAAGAAAGAAUGUACAUAACAAAGUACACAGAGAGUUAUGUAAAGAAUCAAAAUAUAGAUAUUUUUUAUUUGAAAAUAAUUCGAUUGAAGUACACUGUAAUAGCGUAUAUGUGAAAACAUUGUACUGUUGCUUCUUACUCAGAUUUUUAAACAUGUGGUGCACUAGCAACAAGAGAGGGAGAUACAACCAAUUGGUUUUAUUCAAUUUAAAAAGAUACAUUAUUGAUAACCUUCCUGAAAGCUGUAGUGUGAAUUUAUUCCUGUUGAGUUACAUAUCUAUGUAUCCAUAUGACAAGAGUAUAAGAAUACAAUUACAAAGGUUCAUGUGUACAGUUAUUGAAAAUAUAAAUGAUAAAACAUUAGAUAAGUAUACAAAAACUGCAACUGAAAUAUUAAGAAUAAAUAAUAAAAAGAAAAGAAUUAUUGAAAAAAAUAUAGAUGAAAUAUCUUUAUAUGAUACUACAGGGACAUAUGUUAUUACUAUUAUAAUUCCAAAAGUAGGAUCUUUUUUCUUUUAUCCGUUUAUUUAUGCAGAUGAGAUAUGUCUAACUUUAUUAUUAUUAUUACUUUUAGUGAAACCUCAAUAUUUAAGAAGAUCAAAAACUUUAUACACCAAUGCAAGUAUGAUAACUCUAAUCGUUCAUCAUAUAUGUUAUUACAUAUUUGUGGACACACAAUAUUUGAUUGAGAAAAAUAACAAAUUUAACAAAUUUAAACUAUUUCAUUUUAUUCAUCUACUGUCAUUAAGCUUUUCUAUUACGUGGGAUUUUCAUGUAUUAAUUCAGAGAGGUAUUUUUACAAACAAUAUGAAAAAUAUUUCAUAUAUUUCUUUCAAUUUACAUUUUAAAAAGGAGGACUUUAAAUUGAAUGAACGUAUGAUCAAUGAGAACUAUUUUAAAACAUUGAAGGAUUAUUACAUAUUAACUAAUUCUUUUGGAAUCGGUGAUUCGAUAUGUGAUGCAACUGUUCCCUUUGCAUGUGGUGCAAUGCCUAUUGCUGGAAGUGAUAAAACGAUACAUAAUUCUUUAGGUGAAAUAAAUUUGAAAAAUUAUUUAGACGAUUUUAUUGGUUAUGGAGAUAACAAAGGUAGUGAAUUAGAAUCCGAGAGAGAAGAAGAACAACUUUCUCUCAAUUCCUAUGAAAAUGUUUUUUCAGAAAUACACAUUGAAGAUAGAGGUGCAUUACAUGUAAAAUCGAAUGACAUUUUGGGUUUCGGUUCAACGAGUAUGGAACCAUCAUCACAUAUCAUGGUUAGUAAAGAUGAAGGAGAAAUUCCUAGUGGGAACAUCACUGAAGUUGUUAAUGAGGUGAAUCUAUCAGAGUCAUUUCAACCUGGUCAGAUUAUUAAAGAUGGAUUAGAAGUAAAUUCACUCCUAAGGCAAAUGUCUGUACCAGCAGUAGGAAGAGGGAAAAAAAGAUACGGUAAUGAAUUGCAAUAUGUGACAUAUGAAGAAAAUAAAAUAAUGCAAAAUCAGAUGAAUAGGAGAAAAUCACAAAUAAAUGAACAUAACUAUAUAAGUAUAUGUCAUUUUAUAUUAAAUAUAUUCGACUUAUACACCUUGUCUUUGAACAAUAUAAGUUUUCUUAAAAUAUUAAUUAACACUGGAAGAAUUGAACCAUACUUGUUUUUGAAAACAUUACAUUAUAUAACGAAUAAUGUACAGAAGCGAGUAUCAUGCAUGAAUAAGAUUCUAUUUCUUUUAAUUAUUUUAAUGAAAAAUUAUAAGUGUGUAUUUUUAUUGUAUAUGGAUAUUAUUAUUGAUAUUCUUUUAAAUUCCCUGGAUCCUUCGAAUAAUGUCAGAAUUCUUUGCCUAAAAUUAUCCACGAGCUUAAUUUAUACCCUAGUUAAACAAUAUCCUAUUUGUUGUUUUAAUAAAUUUACGCAACGAUUAGCAGUAGCAAAUAAUAUGAACAAGUGCAUAUAUUUAUAUGAUUUAAAGAAUGCAAAAAAAUUAAAAAUAUUUCAAGGACAUAAGAAAAAUGUCGAUUGUAUUAAGUUCAACACUACGGGAACUUGCUUGGCAUCUUAUUCUAAGUUAGAUUUAUCUUUCAAAAUUUGGAAUUGCACAAAUGCAGGACUGUUUAGCGGAUUCUUAAAAGUUCAAUCCAAAUGUGCCAGGGAUAUACAACUUUCCAGAAUCAAGUUGAGCUAUUUGUAUUUAUCCGACGAUUAUAUAGAUAUUACAUUUAAGAAGAAAAACGAAUGGGCUUUGCGUCGAGAGGACAAUACGGUCUAUUUGAUAUACAUCUAA